Molecule: messenger RNA, 867 nt
Organism: Vicia villosa (hairy vetch)
Lineage: Eukaryota; Viridiplantae; Streptophyta; Magnoliopsida; Fabales; Fabaceae
Product: soyasapogenol B glucuronide galactosyltransferase-like
Exons: 2
Coding region: 1-867 (288 amino acids)
Source: RefSeq, a predicted model, not a curated record
AUGCCACCAGUUAGAGCCUCUGGAACCGGUCGUGGGAUGCCCUUCCAUAAGCUAUUUGCCAAACAUGGUGUUAGUGUUACCAUCAUCACCACACAUGCCAACGCUUCAACCUUCCAGAAAACCAUUGACAGUGACUUCAAUUCAGGAUAUUCCAUCAAAACUCAUCUCAUUCAGUUCCCUUCAGUUCAAGUUGGUCUCCCUCAUGGUGUUGAAAACUUCAAAGAUGCCACUUCCCUUGAAAUGAUUGGUAAGAUCAAGCAUGGAAUAUCGAUGCUUCAAGAUCCAACUGAGAUUCUGCUUCAAGAUCUUCAACCAGAUUGUCUAGUCACUGAUAUGAUGCUUCCUUGGACUGUGGAAGCAGCGGCAAAACUAGGUGUUCCAAGGUAUAGACCUCACGAUAAUUUAGUUUCUGAUACACACAAAUUUACGAUUCCUGGUUUGCCUCAUACCAUUGAGAUGGCCCCUCUGCAACUUAGUGAUUUUUUAAAGGAAAAGAAUGCUACCACAGCUUAUUUUGAAUCAAUUUUUGGAUCUGAGAAAAGAAGCUAUGGAACACUAUACAAUAGUUUUCAUGAACUUGAAAGUGAUUAUGAGAAACUUAGUCAAACUACAAUGGGGAUCAAAUCAUGGUGUGUGGGACCAUUUUCUACAUGGAUUAACAAAGAUGAUCAUGAAGAAAAAGGCAAUAGAGGACACAUCGAAAAAGAGGGAGAAUUGUUAAAUUGGCUUAAGACAAAGUCAAAUGAUUCUGUUUUGUAUGUAUGUUUUGGUAGCCUUGCUAGGCUUUCUCAUGAACAGCUUGUGGAAAUAGCUUAUGGACUUGCUCCACCAACACCACCAUAUCCUCUUCACGUCACUUCCCUCUGA